AGGUAUUUUUUUGCUGGAAAAUUUAUAUAUAAAAGUGAAAAGAAGCUAUCUCCAACUCUGUUUUCAAAGAAAGGUCCUUCUAUUUCGAAAGAACAUUAUUGACCACAAGGAUCAAAAUAAAAAAACACUAGUGUGCUAGCUGAUCAUCUCAAACCAUAAUCUUUAGGCAAAUAUUAAUUAUAAUUGGUUUGACAUAUAUCUUUUAUUGAUCCAUAUAAAUCAUAUGAGAUACUUUUAACCAGCUCUUGAACCCAAUCAAUUAUUAUACAUCACACAACAAAAUGGUCAUGGGUCCAACUCCAUCAGUAUUACAAUGGAGUGGUUAUCGUCCAGCACCUCAAACCAAACCAUUAAAUGAAUCUUCAGAUCUAUUUCCAACAAUUUCCACAAGUGAGGCUAUAGUAAAUCCACAACAACAAAAUGGAAGUAUUACAAACAUUGCUCAAUCACCUGUCAACCAAAUCCAACAUCAACAUUCACAACAACAUCACGAUUUUAAUUCACCAACAAGCACAAACUCCAGCUUUUCCCAAGCCAAAAAUCAAUCAUUUGAUGAUUAUAGAUAUUCACAUACUUCAACCAACUGGUUAUAUGGACCUGGUGCUAACGUACACCCUGGUCACCAACAUCCAGAAUUCCAAUUGGACCCACAACAUAAUACAACUUCAUUUGAUGACGUAGGUACCAAUUUCAAUGGUGAAGAAGCAUCAAAACCAAGAACAGAAUCAUCUCUAACUUCAAUGUCAUCUCCAGAAUAUUCAUCAUUGUUAGAAGAUGACAAUGGAUCACCAAAAAGCAUGAGAGGCCGUUCAAGUUCGACACAAUCAGCCAAAGGGAAAGUCCAUAAAGAUGCAACUGGCAAAACUAAAAGAUCAAGAAUGGGUUGUUUGACUUGUCGUCAUCGUAAGAAGAGAUGUUGUGAAAGAAGACCAAAGUGUCAAGAAUGUGAAAGAUUGGGAUUGAAAUGUACUUGGCCUGUACCAGGUUUGGAACAUAGAAACAGACCAAAGAAUGCCAAAAUGAAUGAAGAUAUGCAUUAUGAUGCCUUUUAUGGUCCUAUUAAAAUUCUGAGAGGUAUUGUGGAGUAUAGAAUCAAUGCAACUUCAUGAUCUAACACCAUCUGUCCUUGAAAUGUCUGUUUGUUUUUUUGUAUUGGUUUGUUUGGUUUAAGUUUGGUGUUAUUUAUUUAUAUUUUAAUGGGCUUUGAUUACUUCAAAAAGCAAGAAGAUAACUAUAGUGCUUACAUUUU
This is a messenger RNA of Hansenula anomala, 1249 nucleotides long. RefSeq names its product DNA-binding transcriptional regulator UME6 (gene UME6). Gene Ontology annotation, molecular function: DNA-binding transcription factor activity, RNA polymerase II-specific; zinc ion binding. Bases 282 to 1109 code for a protein of 275 amino acids. The transcript has a single exon. NCBI's taxonomy places the organism in Eukaryota, Fungi, Ascomycota, Saccharomycetes, Phaffomycetales, Wickerhamomycetaceae. Gene Ontology annotation, biological process: regulation of DNA-templated transcription. The record is from RefSeq and is a predicted model, not a curated record.